Messenger RNA from Rotaria sordida, 2898 nucleotides. NCBI's taxonomy places the organism in Eukaryota, Metazoa, Rotifera, Eurotatoria, Philodinida, Philodinidae. The record is from the annotation of a GenBank genome assembly.
AUGAAUAGAAUUAAUAACAAAGAGGACAUUACUGUAAUUUGGUGCGAUUCAAAGAUCGGUUCUAAUGAUUAUGUAGAACAAAUAAAGAAACAAUUACGUCAAAUCAAUGAUUUUAUUGUAUUUCAUACUCAGGUCGAAUCUUGCAUUAGUUUCAUUCAAUCGAUUCAUAAUGAAAUAGUCUUUUUCAUCUCUUCGAUUUAUGAUGCACCACAAAUAUUGCCUCAUAUUGUAACUCUAUCUCAAAUUGAUAGUAUCUUUGUCUUCAACUGGGAAAAAGUCGAUAAUGAACAUUUUGUUCUUGAACAUUCAAAAUUUAUUGGUAUCUAUGAUGAACUCGAUUUAUUGUGUUUAUCAAUUCAAGAGCAAGUGGAUUUGCUCGAUCGAGAUUUACAAAUAUUCAGCUUCUUUGAUCAAAAUGAACGCUUGACAAAAGAUCUAUCAAAACAAACUGCUGAUCUUCUUUGGUUUCAACUUUAUCAUGAUGUUCUUUUUCAGUUAACAUAUGAUGAAGAUGCUAAACAAGAAAUGAUCGAUGCAUGUCGUUCCUAUUAUCGAGACAAUAUCAAAGAAUUGGAAGUGCUUAAGAAAUUUGAAAAUGAAUAUCGUUCAGAAGAAGCACUUCAAUGUGCAUCAAAUGAAGGUCAACUUAUUAAAGAAAAAUAUAUCGAAGACUCACAUCGUCAAAUGGAAGAUUUAAGUAUCAAAAUUCUCUUUGGACGAUUGAUGUGUGAUAUGGGUCAAUGGAAUCAAUCACAACACUUCUUUCAACAUUUAUUGAACAACUCGAAUACCAACAAUGAAGAUCUCGUAAAGAUUGAGUAUAGUCUUGGCGAGGUUCUUCAAUGGAAAGGAGAAUGGAAUGAAGCACGAAAAUAUUAUGAUCGUGCUUAUGAACGGAUGACGAAUAUCAAAUCAACACAAAUCAAGGAUUCAGCUAAUAUACUCUUCAAUAUUGGUGAAAUUCUUUAUCUAGAAGGAAAGUACGAAGAAGCUCAGAAUUAUUAUGAGCGAGCAUUGGCAAUACGAAAACAAAACAUUGGCUAUAUACAAAAGAAACGAGGAAAGUAUGAUGAAGCUCUUGAUUUUCAUCAACGAGCACUAGCACUUCAAGAGAAAUAUUAUCCAUCUUAUUAUGCUAAAAUUGCCAACACUCUCAAUCUUAUCUCUGAUCUACUACUUUACCAAUCAAAAUAUAAUGAAGCUCUAUGCUAUUGUCAACGAGCGCUAACCAUGCAGAAGAGCUAUUACCCUUCAGGUAGUGUCUCAAUGGCCUUUAGCCUCAGUAGUAUGGCUAACAUCUUACAUAAGCAAGAAAAAUACAAUGAAGCUGUUAAUUUGGAUCGACGAGCACUAGCAACUAUCGAAAAACAUAAUCCAUCUGAUCGUUCUUCCAUUGUUUCUUAUAUGAAUAAUAUCGGAGUUACAUUACGCAAGCAAGAAAAGUAUGAUGAAGCUCUUGAUUACCAUCGAAGAGCACUCGAAAUGCAAGAAAAAUAUUAUCCAUCUUGUCAGCAUGAGAUAGCUAAUACUCUCAAUUACAUCGGUAAUCUUCUCAUUAGACAGAAAAAAUUCAAUGAAGCCUUGAAGUUUUAUGAAUGUGCACUUGAAGUGCAAGAGAAGUAUUAUUCAAAUGGUCAUGUGGACAUUGCGACAACCCUCAAUAAUAUUGGUACAACAUUUCAUCGACAAGAAAACUUCGAUAAAGCAAUUGAAUAUCAUCAGAAAGCAUUAGAAAUUCAAGAGAAAUAUUAUCCAUCAGGUAGUGUCUUCAUAGCUGAUACUAUCAAUCAUAUCGGUCAUGUUCUGUACGAUGAAGAAAAGUGUUUAUUAAUUAAAGAAACUAGCCUACCUUCACAAGAUCUAUCCAUCACUAACAUACUUGAUUGGUUGUCACAAACUGUUAUCUAUGAUACACUUUCAAAAAAAAAGACAUUCAUGCGACAACAACUCCUACUCUGUUGGGCGAGCGUUCUCGCUCUGAUGGUGCUUCCAUCGGAAUCUGUACUGAGUUCUGGCUGUGGAAAACCUCUGCCAAGUGAUUUUUCUGCGGGUCAAACGACAUCAAUAAGGGUUCCCGCGGCAAAUGGUCAACCCGUUCGUCACUACAAGGUGCACCUCUCAGCCAACUUUCAAAACAAUCGAGGACACGCUAUUGUCUUCUCCUUUCAUGGUCACAAUGGAGAUAUGGACAAACAAGAAGAUCUAUCUCAAUUAUCUCAAAAAGGUCUACUUAUCAGCGGUGCGGGAAUCAUCGCUGUCUAUCCUAAGGGAAAGCUGGGGACGGAUGGACAGACUGCUUGGCAAGGUGCGCCAUAUUCUGCUCCCGGUGUAGAUGAUAUUGCUUUUGUGAACACAAUGAUCUUCACACUCCAAAGUAUAUUCUGUGUCGAUUCGUCUCGAAUCUAUGCAACUGGCAAGAGUAAUGGUGCAGGAUUCGUCAACCUUCUCGCCUGUACACCAUGGAUAGCUGCAAAGUUUGCCGCCUUUGCAACUGUCUCAGCAGCUUUCUAUACGACUACAUUCAACGGAGAUUGUCCCACUCAACGUGCCAUACCCAUUCUCGACUUUCACGGUACUGCAGACAGUGUGGCGGCAUAUAAUGGUGGACAAGCACACGGUGCGCCGCAGGUCAGUAUUAACAGUUUUCGACAAGGAUGGGCAUCACGCAAUGGAUGUCAGGGCAACGCGACAAUCUCUCAUCUAUCGAAAGGAACAGACCCUCAACAACUGGUUGAAAUUCAAACGUGGAACACGAACUGUAAAGCAGGUGGUAUUGUUAUAGGAUACAAGAUCACUGAAGGGCAACAUGGAUGGCCUCGUACAACAUUACCAGCAAAAAAUAUAAAUCAAAAAACACAGCAAGGUGGUAGUAUUAUUGAUCAUAUCCUUGUAAUUUAA